Messenger RNA from Cyphomyrmex costatus, 432 nucleotides. RefSeq names its product pilosulin-1-like. Lineage: Eukaryota; Metazoa; Arthropoda; Insecta; Hymenoptera; Formicidae. The transcript has 3 exons. Bases 80 to 370 code for a protein of 96 amino acids. The record is from RefSeq and is a predicted model, not a curated record.
UAUAAGCUCUACACGUCGCCGAGAAAUCAGAAAUAUACGCACAGGUGAACGUAUCUUGAAAUUUAAUAAAUAUUAAAAAAUGCGGCUAACAUAUCUAUUGUUAGUUCUUGCCAUAAUCUUUGUUAUGGUGAUUAUCGAUGUUUCCGAAGCAGAAUCAAUAGCUCUUUCUGAAGCCGACGCAAUCGGUGAAGCCGACGCAAUAGGUGAAGCCGAUUCAUCUGGUUCUUUCGGUUCGAUAGCGCGCAGAAUUGCAAAAUCAAAAGCGAUGAGGAAAAUGGCUCAAAGAAUGGCUAAAAAAUUGGCUAGAAAAAUAGUUAAAGAAAUGAUGGAACAUGGUGCAGAGCAAGCUGCAGAACAAGAUGCGCAAUAAGGAAUUAUAAAACCUAAAAUAUGAACUACGCACACAAAUAUAUGUAUAUAUAUGUAUAUAUA